Gamsiella multidivaricata is the source of this 1111-nucleotide messenger RNA. RefSeq lists its product as uncharacterized. Gene Ontology annotation, molecular function: L-glutamate dehydrogenase (NAD+) activity. Gene Ontology annotation, cellular component: mitochondrion. The annotation marks the transcript as partial. The record is from RefSeq and is a predicted model, not a curated record. Gene Ontology annotation, biological process: L-glutamate catabolic process. The transcript is spliced from 3 exons. Lineage: Eukaryota; Fungi; Mortierellomycota; Mortierellomycetes; Mortierellales; Mortierellaceae.
UUUUGGUGGGGCAAAGGGUGGUGUCAAACUCAACCCCAAGGCGUACACGUCUUCUCAACUCGAAACCAUCACCCGUCGAUACACUAUGGAGCUCUGCCAAAAGAACUUUAUCGGACCUGGUCUGGAUGUACCCGCCCCUGAUGUUGGAACUGGCGCCCGAGAGAUGUCCUGGAUCAUGGACACCUAUCGCCAAUUCAACCCACAGGAUGUGAACGCCGCAGGAUGUGUCACCGGCAAACCUAUCUCACAGGGAGGCGUCCGUGGUCGUAACGAAGCCACGGGCUUGGGAGUUUACUAUGGUGUUCGCGAGUUUCUGCGGUUCCCGGAAGUGCAGAAGAUGACAGGGUUAACGGGUGAGAUCGCUGGCAAGACGGUGAUUGUGCAGGGAUUUGGUAAUGUCGGCUACUGGGCUGCAAAGUUUUUCCACAAGAAUGGUGCUAAGGUUAUCGGCAUUGGGGAACACGACGUCGCGGCUUAUGAUCCCCGGGGCCUUGAUGUCGACGCAAUCUUCAAGCACCGUGCCGAGAAGGGAUCCUUCCGCGGAUUUGGCAAUGCCGAGAUGAUCGAGGAAUCCACCAAGGUGUUGGAACGCGAGUGCGAUAUCUUGAUUCCUGCAGCCCUUGAGCGCCAGAUUGGUCUCAAGAACGUGAAAGGAAUCAAGGCUAAAGUCAUCGGUGAAGCCGCUAACGGCCCCAUUACCCCUGAUGCGCACGACUAUCUCGUCUCCCAGGGUACAGUUGUCAUCCCCGACCUGCUAUUGAACGCUGGAGGUGUCACGGUCUCGUACUUCGAGUGGUUGAAGAACUUGUCGCAUGUUCGUUUCGGCCGCAUGUCUCGUAAAUGGGAGGAAGCAGGCAAGAGCAAGCUGCUAGCGCUUGUGGAGGAGAACGCCGGUCGCAAAUUGACUACAAAAGAACGUCGCGCAGUCAUCCACGGAGCUGAGGAGCACGAGCUCGUCUACUCGGGUCUCGAGGACACUAUGAUCGACGCCUGUGAAGAGACGCGUACCACGGCUGCAGCCAAGGACACCGACUUCCGUACCGCAGCGUUCAUCAACGCUAUCCAGAAGAUCUCAACCGUCACCACCCAGUCUGGACAAAUGUUCCUUUAA